This is a messenger RNA of Gossypium arboreum, 2308 nucleotides long. Its product is annotated as protein ROOT PRIMORDIUM DEFECTIVE 1. Bases 260 to 1624 code for a protein of 454 amino acids. The transcript has 2 exons. The record is from RefSeq and is a predicted model, not a curated record. NCBI's taxonomy places the organism in Eukaryota, Viridiplantae, Streptophyta, Magnoliopsida, Malvales, Malvaceae. Gene Ontology annotation, molecular function: RNA binding.
AGUGUAGCUAAUUCAGAAAAAAAGAAAAAAAAAAAGAAAAAAGAAAAUGAGUGUAGUUGAGGUUAGGCCUGUGGAUUAUUAGAUUUGCUUUAAACCCACGAUGAAGGCACCCCUAUUUUGGAUCCAGUCGAGUCCAUGUCACAUUCUUGAAAAGAGUCCGCCGAGUAACAGACGCUUUCUUCUUUUUCGUUAGUUUCAAAAUCUGUGCCACUUGCCGCAGCUCAAAAACCCUAAACCCGGAAUCAAUCAAUCUCAUACAAUGCUGGUGUUCUUCUCUUACACUUGCAAUCUCCUCAAACCCAGAAGCCCGUCGCCUCUCCCUUUCACCUCCAUAAUGCUCAUGUCCCAGUCCACCUCUAUCCCUAAAAAACAGGACAGAGUACGCGACCACGGUUUCGACAACUACAUGGAAGUGGAGAAAAAGACCCGGAAAGUCCUCAAAUUCCAAUCUCUCAUUCUUUCCCAGCCAAGUCAAACCUUGCCCAUCUCUCGUUUCGACUCUCUCGCUCGUCGCCUUGGUCUCGGCUUCAAAGAAAACGAAGCCGCUGCUUAUCUCCUUAAAUUCCCCCACGUUUUCGAAAUCUACGAGCACCCUGUUCUCAGAAUCCUCUUUUGCAGGCUAACCCAGAAGGCCCUUCUCCAAAUUGAGCAAGAAAAACAAGCACUCCAUGCCCAGUUACCUGAUGUCGUCACCCGGUUAAGGAAGUUGGUUAUGAUGUCGAACACGGGCCGUUUGAGACUGGAACACGUUCGGAUUGCCAGGAAAGAAUUUGGGUUGCCUGAUGAUUUUGAGUACUCGGUAAUUCUCAAAUACCCUGAAUUUUUUAGAUUGUUUGAUGCUCGAGAUACUAGGAAUAAGUACAUUGAGAUUGUUGAAAGAGAUCCCGAGUUAGCUAUUUGUGCCAUAGAGAAAGUUAGAGAGAGAGAGUACAGAGAAAAAGGACUUGACGCUGAGGAUGUUAGGUUCUCAUUUCUUGUUAACUUUCCGCCUGGGUUUAAGAUUGGUAAGUAUUACAGGAUUGCAGUUUGGAAGUGGCAACGGGUUCCGUAUUGGUCUCCUUAUGAGAACGUAUCUGGUUAUGACUUGAGGUCAUUGGAAGCUCUGAAGAGGAUGGAAAAGAGGGCAGUGGCAACUAUUCAUGAGUUGCUGUCAUUGACUGUGGAGAAGAAGAUUUCUUUGGAGAGGAUUGCGCAUUUUAGGAUGGCGAUGAAUUUGCCUAAAAAGUUGAAGGAUUUUCUGCUUCAGCAUCAGGGAAUAUUUUAUGUUUCAACUAGGGGGAAUUAUGGGAAGCUUCAUACAGUGUUUCUUAGGGAAGCUUAUAGGAAGGGGGAGUUAACUGAGCCAAAUGAUUUGUAUUUGGCGAGAAGGAAGUUGGGCGAGUUAGUUUUGCUAAGUUCUAGGAAGGCAAUGGUGGAUAAGGAACUGGUUAGCUAUAGGAGGGAUACGGAAGUUGAUGACAUAGUGUGUGUUAGACCAGACUAUAUGGAAACUGACUUGAAAGAUUUUGGGGUUGAAUAUGAAAUAGAGCACGAUGAAGAAGGAAAUGAUAGUUUAGAUUCUGAUUUUGUUUCUGAUGACAUAGAUGAGACUCAAUAUUUGGAUGAAAAGGAGGAUACCGUUUAAGUGAAUGACAAGGCCUAAAUUCUGUUAGUUAUUGUCAUUGUUAAUUUUGAAACAGUGAACUUAUAAUUAGCCAGACUUUACAAUGGAAGACCACUCUUUACAUUCAUUAACAUUAAGAAGACAUUUUGGAUUAAGGAUAGUUUUUUGGAUCUGUAGAGUGCAAUGGAUUUCUUUGUUGUUGGUGGAAGUAGCAUUUCUAUGUUAAUGGACUAUUGAAGAAGCCGAAGGCAUCUAUUGUGCAAUUCUUCUUGCCUGUGUUAGUCACCAAUGCAAGAUGUUGGUGGAAAUUUCAGCAGGUAAAUUGAAAUAAGAAGCUCCGUGAAGAUUUUGCACCAUUAAGUUGCUACUGCUAUAGUGUGUUCUUUCUUUCUGUUUGGCAGGAAGAGAAACCAAGAAAAAUAUUGGUCAGGGUUAAGCAGAUGGAUGGAUGGGUGUUCUACUACACAGGAAAGCAGGCCUUUGGCUUGAAGUAGGUGUCCCUGUUCCAUGAUAAAGCGUAUUGGCUUUUUAUUUACAUUUUCCUGUCUAGAGUUCUUUUGCAGAGACUAGAUAAUAGUGAGUCAUUACAAAUGUAGAAUAGGGUCUGAUUAAAUACUAGUAUUUCUGCUGCAAAUGACACAUUAUAUCCUGUUCCUUGAGCGCUUAAGGUUUUAAGGAGAUAAAUAUGGUGGUUUUUAAAGAAAA